AGCACAACUACUAAACGUUAAACACUUUUGCGGAGCUGCAACUAAUGAAUAAAUAAUUCAAGCGCUUUAAAAAAAGAUGGUAUAUAAUUUUUACACCUAUUUACUCCUUCUAAUGGCGACUCUUUGCAAAGCUUUACCAAAAGAAAUCAAAAAAUGUCAUUUUGGAGAUGAAAAAUGCAUAGUAGAUUCGAUGAAUUACGUUGUAAAACAUUAUCCGAAAGGAAUACCUGAAAUCGGACUAAAACCAAUUGAUGUGGUUGAUAUAGGGGAUCUGCGGCUCUUAGAAACCGAUAAAUCUAGAGCCACUUGGAUAGGUGUGAAUUUAACAAAACAAGUGAAUUAUGGAUUUGAGAAUACGACAAUAACGAAAGUUGAGGGCUUCGAAAAAGAUCCAACAGUUCUUACGAUCUCUGGCCAUAUACCUAGUUUAGUUCACAAGGGUCUCUUCGAUGCGUCGGGACGAGUCUGGUUAGUUGCGUUGAACAUAUCGGGUGAAUCUACAUCGGAAUUUCAGAAACUUCGAUUUACCUUAAAACUUAAAGGCGCAAUUGAAUAUCGAAAUAAUAAACGGUAUUUUAAGAUCUACGAGCUAAAACCAAUUGUUAAAAUAGAUCGCUGGAUUCUGUGGAUGGAAGACCUUUUUACGGAGAACAGCGAUUUGACCAUUUUAGUCAAUCGAAUAUUUAAUGAUCGCUGGCUUGAGGUUUGGAAUGAGUGGGAAACGCAAAUAUUGGAUUCAUUUUCUGGAGUAUUUUUGGGCAUGGUCAAAGAGACAUUCGAUAGGAAUUCGUAUGAUGACUUGUUUCUUAUUGAUCUGCUAUAAGUUCUCGAUCGAAAUGAAUCAUUAUAAAAUUUUGGUGCAUUAAGGCCUACGAAAACCUCAGCAGUGAUCUCAUAUUCAGCUCCAGCUUGGAACAGAUAGUUGUAUUAAAAAAUAAUUAGAAUACAACUAAUUAAUUAAUAAUAAUAAAACAACAUGUCAUUUUAAUAUAUUACGCUUAGACUAACCUUUAGCUUGGUAUUUCGCCAUUAUAUAAUCGUCAACAUUACGGAUAUAAAUAAACACUGCAGUUAUCAUUCAU
Messenger RNA from Drosophila innubila, 1082 nucleotides. RefSeq names its product circadian clock-controlled protein-like. The record is from RefSeq and is a predicted model, not a curated record. The coding region runs from base 77 to 823 and encodes 248 amino acids. NCBI's taxonomy places the organism in Eukaryota, Metazoa, Arthropoda, Insecta, Diptera, Drosophilidae. The transcript is spliced from 3 exons.